Lachancea fermentati is the source of this 1896-nucleotide messenger RNA. The record is from the annotation of a GenBank genome assembly. Lineage: Eukaryota; Fungi; Ascomycota; Saccharomycetes; Saccharomycetales; Saccharomycetaceae.
AUGUUGGAUUUCCUUACGGUUUUCAAUCCCAAGUAUAGUCAUACAGAAGAUGAUACUUACAAGCAACUACUCUUGUAUCAUUCUUUUGAGGGAUCUCAAGAGUAUACCGUCAAUGAUAAGUUGUCACAAAUCGGCAUAAUUCAGGCAUUAUGGACCUUUGCACAGUCAUUUGGUGAUUCGAAAGACAUCUGCAAGAAUAUAAUUGAGUUAGAGGGCAAAAGAAUAUUCACACUUGUAGUGGAGGAAGAUUUUUACAUCAGUCUCACGGUCCUGGAAGAGGAAGAGGAAAUACCGUCUAGUUAUUAUCUUACACAUUUGACACAUUGCUAUGAAUUUUUUACGUUGCAUUUUGGAACCUGGAAGAGCUUUGAAGAUCAUCAUCGGCUAACAGAUCGGCUCAAUGAGUAUUUCAUUGAGUUUUGGACCAAUUUUCUUAUGAUGCCGCACGUACCUACGUACAAAGGAUUUUUGAAUUUCUGGCCUGACUGCUACAAAACUGCCGACAUGCCGUCAAGGGCCCCUGAAAGCCUCGCUUGGGAGGCGUAUCUCAACCAGCAGAUCUUACUCGACGACACAAGUUACCUGGGGAUCAAGGACUUGCUUGUGUAUCAUCUUCCGAAGCCCAGCAAUCAUAAAGGGUUCAAGACUUAUGGAUUUCUGCGAAACUUCACUUCGGAUUUGGAUUCGCUUCCUGAAAUAUCGAAUUGGGUUUAUCACAUGGAUGCAGUUUAUGAUAGAAUUUCGAGUCAUGUUCUCGCAGGCAAUGUACACUACGAACAAGUUCCUGUAGAAGAUGAAGAAGUGCCGCCGGUAAAUCAGGAAUCUUCAACUGGGGAAACGAUUUUGGACCAUAGCAAGAAGAUGCUUCACAACCUUACUCUUCCGAUAUCGUUUGCUUAUGAUGCAAUUCAGGAAGUGGGAAACAUGACGGGUGUCUCAAACAGCAUGUCACUUCUAACAGACUACAUACCUGGGUUUCACUCUCGGUCAUCUGAUGACCUUGUCGCGAACAAAAACGGCAAUACAGCGCGGAGUGGGUUUUUGAUAUCUCCCCUUUCAGCGCCCGCGCUACCUGACACAUACAAAAUCAAAAAGCUCCAUUUAAAAUUCGCCGGCGAGACCCAGGUGUACAAUUGUCUCUUCUGGUACUACAAUGAGGUGCUGGUCAUUCUGAUAUUCAAAUCCGAUUUUGAGAAAAUAUGGGAGCAAGAGUAUUUGAAAGACCUGCAUGGGAAGUUGAGCACAGCAAUAUCGGAGCUCUACAAGUCGCAACUGAAUAACGGCCCGGCACAGAUGGACCGCUUCUGCUAUGCCACCGUCAACAAAGCGUCGAGGCAGGUCAAAUCUUCGUUCCCGCUCAUGAACCGCACCGAAGUAGAAGACGCCGCUUCGCCGCUGGAGCUGGUGGUCAAUGGCUUGGACCAGUUUCUGACUGCGGGCAUAAACCGCAAGUCGUCGAUCGCGACGCUUUCGCCAGCGCACGAACAAGAGCUACGUGAGGCCGCUACAAACAGCAGCUCCUGGGGACUGGGGCUCAUGGGCGGUAUGUUCAAGCGGGACGCCACGCAGUGCGAGCCCAGAGUCUUCUACGACACGUUCCUGGACACGAUAUCGCAGGAAAAGCUGCAGGAACUGCACAUCGACGUGACCAAAUUUCUCUCGACGCUAGAGCGCUCGAAACGCGCCCCAGACAUAAGCGAGCAGAAGCUGAUCAAGCUGAACAACGGGGUGCUCUGUUUCAUCCUGGAAAACGCCGACGAGAUCAUCGUGCUGGUGCAGAACUGGUUCGACAGGAAAGCACUGCACCGUGGCCGCGGCCACGGGCUCCAUGGAGACAGCCUGGUGCAGUACAUGGACCGCGACGUGCUGGCGUGGUGGGAAGAGAGGGCGACGUGA